This is a messenger RNA of Dioscorea cayenensis subsp. rotundata (Guinea yam), 2282 nucleotides long. RefSeq lists its product as uncharacterized. The coding region runs from base 236 to 1132 and encodes 298 amino acids. The record is from RefSeq and is a predicted model, not a curated record. NCBI's taxonomy places the organism in Eukaryota, Viridiplantae, Streptophyta, Magnoliopsida, Dioscoreales, Dioscoreaceae. The transcript has 7 exons.
UUCUUCUUGUUCUUCAGAGUACCACAAAGCCCUGAUUUCUGACCAUGUUUUUCUUUUAGACAUUGGUUCUUGUUUUGGAGGGAUAAAAAACAAAUUUUUUUUCCUUUUUGUUUUUUUAAUUGUAGGUUUUUGUAAUCUGUGAAAAGAAGUGUUUUUUUUUAGUGGGUUUGUUAUUUAUGGAAAGUUUUAAUCUUUUUUUAUUUAUAUAUUGAGUGAGGGAAGAGGGGGAAGAAGGAUGGGAGAGAUGGGUGGGGAGAAGAGGAGAUCAUGGCAGCAGGGAGGGCACAUGAGGGGUAGGCCUGGGCCCACCUUCCGGCCUCCGCGCAGUCACCCUAAGCAGCAGCAGCAGCAGCAGCAUGUUCCUUCUGAAGCUUGGCAGCCAUCGGUUCCAUUGUGGGAAAAGAAAUUUUGCACUUCUGUGUGCUUAGUUCCAUGGGAAAAAAUAUGUGAAACGCAACGGGUUUUGCCCAUGUAUGCAAGGGUGGCGAAGUGGGAUGAUUCAGCAGGAGAAGAAGCUUUCCAUAAGGCCAAAACCCGUUAUUGGGCAGAGAUAAAUGGACUGCCCUGUGAUAUUCCUUUACCUGAUCCUGACGCUUACAUUGAUGUGAUUGACUAUGAUUCUGUUAUUGAUCCAUUGCUAGUGGAGGACUUGUACAAGCUGCCACCAAGUGUGGAUAGUGAAGAAGAUUUAACUUGUGGAUGGGAUUCUUUUCUUUUUGCGGAUCGGCCUGUUCCAGCUACUGGAUGGGGUGAUGAAGAGGAUCAAGUCCCCGCUAUUAACAAUAAGACUGAGCACUACUCAACAGUCCCGUCAUAUGAUGGUUAUCAUGAAAAUGUGCCAUUUUAUUCUGGUCAGGAGACAAAUAAUGAGGGAUAUGGUAACUUUGCCGAUAGACAAAACAGUGUCAAUAACGCUGUGAACUUUGAUUAUGGCAAUAGGCAGCAUGACAGAGCUGGCAAAGAUAAUACUUCUGCAGGUGGAAAAGAUGACUCAUCGGGCAAUGGAUGGAAUAACUCAUGUGGGUAUUCUGAGAAUCAGAACAAUCUUCCACGUAGAGUAGAUGGUAAGAGAAGAGAUGGGGGAGGUCGCUUCAACUCAAGACAUGCAAAUUCAAGGUUUGCAGAUUGGUAAAAAGUAAUGAAAGCACAAACCAUGCAGCACACAACAUGGUGAAUAAUGCUGCAUUUUCUAAAUAUCUGGACAAUAUUGAGUGGGGAAGGGGAAUGCAACUUGGGAGAGAUGAGUGGGGAGAGGAAGAGAUUCCAGGAGGAGGGCAGCUACCUGAGGGGCAGGCUUGGAACUAGCUUCCUGUCUCCAUCCCAUCAGCCUAAGCAACCUUUUCAGUCUGAAUCUUGGCAGCCAUCGAUUCCAUUGUGGGAAAAGCAAUUUUGCGCUUCAGUGUGCUUCAUUCCAUGGGAAACAAUAUGCGAAAAGAACAGAGUGUUAGCCAUGUAUGAAAAGGUGGCAAAGUGGGAUGAUUCAGCAGGAGAAGAAGCUUUUCAUAAUGCAAAGGCUCGGUACUGGGCAGAGAUAAAUGGACUACCCUGUGAUAUUCCUUUACCUGAUCCUGAUGCUUACAAUGAUGUCAUCGACCAUGAUCCUGUUCUUGAUCCUCUGUUGCUGGAGGAGUUGAGCAACCUGCCAAGUGCAGUUAGUGAAGAAGAUUCAAGUGGUGGAUGGGAUUUUCUUUUAGUGGAUCAACCCGUUUUAGCUGAUGGACCAGUUGAUGAAGUUCCCACUCUUAACAAGAGGACUGAGCAGAACUCUACAGUCCCAUUAAAUGAUGUUUAUCAUGGAAAUGCAUCAUUUUAUUUUUGUCAGAAGGAGAAUAAUGAUGGGUAUGGUAACUUUGCCAAUAGACCGAAUUAUUUAAGCAAUGCAGUGAAUUUUGGUCAUGGCAAUGCACAACAUGGCAGAUCUGGUCAGAAUAAUACAAACUUGAGUGGUAAAGAUCACUCUAGGGAGGUUGCAACAACUCAAGACAGGCGAAUUUAAAGCUACCAUGCUGAAGCAAGGAAUGAAUAGCUGGAGAGCAAGCAGAGGAAGAUGAAUGAUAGACUGCCUGGAGGGAACUUUAUCUGCUUGUUUGGAUGGCAGGUUGGUAAGAAGCUAUGAAAGCAUAGUGAUGCUCCAGCAUUUUAUAAAUAUCUGUGCAAGAUUGAAGCUGCAUGCAUGGCCAUUGGUUCCUUUGUGGGUAAAGCAAUUUUGCACUAAAGUGUGCAUGAUGGCAUGGGAAAAAAUAUGUGAAGCUAAGAAAAGGUUGACAAUUUAUGAAAAGGUG